AUGGAGAACAUGUUGGACGUUCAACGACACGCACCCAUACGGGACCGUGAGGUAGACGUCCUCCAGGAACCAACAGAGAAGGACAGGAGGGAGAGGGUGUUCAAGAUAGUCCCCAAGUACAAGAUGACGCUCAACAAGAUCUACAGGCCCAUGGUCGCGAGAGAGUACUUUUCGUUGUUGUUCAGGCAGCGGGGGUCCCCGAGCAUCGACAUGUUCACGAGCGAGAUCAUUAAAUCAGUGCGACAAGCUCUCGGGUACAACAAGCUCGUGACUAACACCGUGACGCGAAUCCUGGUGCUGGGCAAGUGGACGACCUCGAACUGUAGGAUCACCAUGUAG
This is a messenger RNA of Fonsecaea pedrosoi CBS 271.37, 339 nucleotides long. RefSeq lists its product as uncharacterized. The record is from RefSeq and is a predicted model, not a curated record. Bases 1 to 339 code for a protein of 112 amino acids. NCBI's taxonomy places the organism in Eukaryota, Fungi, Ascomycota, Eurotiomycetes, Chaetothyriales, Herpotrichiellaceae. The transcript is spliced from 2 exons.